Messenger RNA from Colletes gigas, 4764 nucleotides. It is a transcript of the gene DCTN1-p150, whose product is annotated as dynactin subunit 1. Lineage: Eukaryota; Metazoa; Arthropoda; Insecta; Hymenoptera; Colletidae. The transcript is spliced from 14 exons. Gene Ontology annotation, biological process: establishment of mitotic spindle orientation; nuclear migration. Gene Ontology annotation, cellular component: microtubule associated complex; kinetochore; spindle pole. The record is from RefSeq and is a predicted model, not a curated record. The coding region runs from base 296 to 4237 and encodes 1313 amino acids.
CGGUUCCCCAAUCCAUAUGACAAACGAAAGCAUUGCAUGCAACGUCUGUUCUAUACCCCGUCUGUGGUGCUAGGUUUUACAUUUUAUUGGAUGCUAAAAUUAUUUUUCACUUUUCUACAUCUUGCUAUGUUAAUAUUGUAAUGUGUACUGUCUGUAUUUAAUAGCAUAAAAUAUAGAAUUGCUUGUAAUGUAAAAGGAAUGCAUGAAAUUGAAAGAAAGGUGUAAGAUUACGCCGGGAUAAAUUGAAUCCAUGGGAAUACUUGUAAAGAAUCGUGCGUAAUUCGCUGCAGCCGAAAUGUCGUAUAAAAUCGGACAGCGCGUUGAGGUUCCUGGCAAGGACUGUCAAGGAGUAAUCGCUUACAUCGGUCAUCCAAGUUUUGCUUCGGGAAAAUGGAUCGGAGUAAUACUCGAUGAACCUAAAGGAAAGAAUAACGGCACUAUUAAAGGUCAACCGUAUUUCAAGUGUGCAGAAAACUAUGGAAUGUUUGUACGUCAGUCCCAGCUCAUUUUAUUGGACGAAGCAGGUAACAGAACGGAGCCUGCUAGUCCAUCUUCUGCAGGCAGUAGCGCUACAACACCGGACGAGGCCAGCGUAGCAAGGGCUAGAAGCAGAUUGAACAGUAUUAGUACACAUAGAAGGAAUGAACCCACUGCAGUAAGGAGAAAAACAUCUCCUGCGCAUGUUACCCGGCAGCAAUCUGACAAGCUUUCUGGCUCACGAUUAUCUUUGGCCGGUAGUAGAACGCUAUUAAGUGCUCCGAGUACAGAAAGUUUAUCCGGAUCGCAACACGAGCGCAAAGAUGGUGGAGAGUCCCUUAUACCGGCACCAACUUCAACCAAAAGAGCUUCAUUUAUCGAGAAGUCCCCUAGCACGAGCUCGCCUCCCGGCAAAAAGCCAAAGGCCCAAGAUGAUCACAAUAAUACAGGUUUUGUAGAGACUUUAAAGCCACAAUUUGUACCCGGCCAAGUAAUGGCAGGUUCAGCAGCAGCUGCAAAUGUAAUAGAAGAGAAACUCUCACAUUUGCAACUUCAGCAAGAGAAUGAAAAUUUGAAAUCUCAGGUUCGUGAUCUCACUGACAAAGUCGAAACAUUGCGCGUGAAGAGAAUGCAAGAUAAAGAACGAAUGAAAGACUUCGAAAAGACGAAGCUUCAAUUCGAACAACUUUUGGAAUUCAAAACGAAAGUUAUGGAGAAUCAAGCUAGUCUACAAAGGGAACUUCAACGAGCACGCCAGGAAACGAAAGAUGCGCACGUAGCUCGAGAACAGUUCCAAGAAGAAAUGGCAGAUCUUGCAGAGACCGUAGAAAUGGCCACAUUGGAUAAAGAAAUGGCCGAGGAGAAAGCCGAGACAUUACAGAUUGAAUUGGAACAAUUAAAGGAAAAAUUGGAAGAGCAAACAUUAGAUUUAGAAAUACUGCGGACAGAAAUGUCUGAGAGGGCUGCAGGAGGAGGCUCGAACACUGGUGCUUCAAGUUAUGAGAUAAAGCAAUUAGAACAGCAGAACAAUCGAUUACGAGAAACUCUCGUUAGGAUGCGAGAUCUGUCCGCCCACGAGAAACAUGAAUUCCAAAAGCUUCAAAAAGAUUUAGACCAAAAGAAGUCGGAAAUAUUGGAACUAGGACGCACAAAAGAGAAAUUGUCAGCACGAGUCGAAGAAAUGGAAUAUCAGAUAGCAGACUUGCAAGAACAAGUCGAUGUCGCGUUGGGCGCUGAAGAAAUGGUCGAGGUGCUUGGUGAAAAGAAAAUGGCGUUGGAAGAGAAGGUGGCGGAACUGGAGGAAGCUGUUUCAGAUUUGGAAGCUUUACAGGAUAUGUCCGACCAACUUGCUGAAUCGUCGAAAGAAUUGGAAUUGGAACUGCGCGAGGAAUUGGAUCUAGCUCUUGGGGCGGCUCGUGACGCUUAUCGUCAUCGGGACGCGGCUCUGGAAACGUUGACGGAUCGCGAACUUACGAUCACCAAAUUCCGCGAGCUCACUCAUCAGAUGCAAGAGCAAUGUUUGCAAUUGCAGCAGCGCGUGCAAUCGACAGAGACCUCUAAAUUCGGAAUGGGAAGCGCGGAACAGCAAUUGGCAGAGAUUUUAGAUUUUCAAAAGACGUUCGCCGAAACGCGCGCACAAACGAAAGCGGUCGAUCUCGAGCUGCGGCGGUUGGAAGCCGAAGAAGCCCGGAAUCACGUGGCCUACUUAUUGUCCUUUAUGCCUCCCGCGUUCUUGGCUCGCGGUGGGGAUCACGAUGCUAUCCUAACGCUUCUUCUUAUACCAAGAAUAAUACAGAAGACGGAAAUACUUAUAUCGCAAGUACGAGACAAGUAUAGAUCGUUGGAUAAGAUCGACAGAGCGGCUGUGGUGAAAGGUCAUUCGGUGGCACAGUACACCUUCAGAUCGCAUCUGUGCUCGUAUAUGUAUGCGUUACAGACUUUCCUCGGUUGUUUCGAAUCGGCCUUGAGCGUUUGUACUCCGGAAAUGUUACUAAAAGUUGGAGCGGCUUAUCCGGAAAUGGCUGCACAGGAGAAAUCAUUGGACUCUCUGAUUGAGCUGACCAAAAGAGAUCAAUUGGAUGAAAAUCUACCGAUGGAUGCUAUUGAAAAGUGUUGCGGAUACUUCUGUACUAUGUUUUCCGUACUGUUUGGAGAGUCCAUCAACCAAGCUCGCUUGAUAGUUAACGGCACAAGAAUGCUGGAUUCUGCAUGCGAUGCUAUCAUGACCGAUGCAGCGGCGAUCAAAACGUUAAUCGAAGGAGAUGGCGGUGAUAUAGGCCUUCUCUGUCAGCACGCGGAAACGACAUGCGAAGUGAUACAACAACACUUGAAAUCAGCCAGAAGACGUGUGUUGACCGAUCAUGCUGCUGUAAGACACACUGCGGAAUCGAAAUUAGGAUUGGAUAAGGAUUCCAGCGAACAAAUGUUUACAUGUUAUCAGCAUGCAGUGAAGAUCGUGAAAACGUUCCAAACAUUGCUGAAGAGCGCUGUGCAAGCAAUUAUAAUGAACGGCGACUUGGACACGGGACUUGGCGCGGAUCAAUUGAAGAACAUGACUUCUAUAGCGUGUGAAAAGGUUUACGAUACCGAAGAUAUAGGGCCUGUAGCUACGGUCAAGGGGAGUUUGAGGGUCAUUCAACAGUUGGCGGCCAAUUUGGCACAAAAGAUGGCCGAAUGUGAAAACGAACUGGCGAUAAGCGGACACCUGUCGCAAAAACAAGAACAAGGCGCGGAGAACGAAUCCUUGAUGCCUAUUAAGAUAAGAGCACAAGCGGCAAGAAAAGAAGCCGAAGAAACAAAGGUGCUCAGUAGGAAAUUGGAAGCCAGGGACAGCGAUAUUCUCGAAGCAAGAUUAGCUCUUAGAGAAAAACAAAACGAAUUAUGCGAAAUGAUCUUAAGAAAGGAUGUUGUGGAAAAGAAGCUUGCGACGCAACAACACGAGCAUGAAUUGAACGUAGAAAAGUUGAAGAGAAAAUUGGAAGAAGCUCAGAAUCAACUGAAGCGAAAAGAAAAAGAAUUCGAAGAAACGAUGGAUCAUCUUCAGACAGACAUCGACAGUUUGGAAAGCGAGAGAGGCCAGCUCAAAGAGAAAUUGAAAUUUGUUGGAAAGAAGACGAUGAUGUCUGCAUCUGGAACAGACAAUAUGGCUGGAAAUGCUACAGUGACAUCAAAUACUCAAUCGAUGGACAAUAAAUCUUUGAUGCAAGAAAUAAGUGCUCUCAGGGAAGCCUUGAAGAAUGAAAAUCAGCAAAAGAAGAAAUUAAUGUAUAACUCAUUGCGUAUAAAAUUAGAAAGUUUGGAUCCAAUAACGCUUCCAUCAAAAUCACGACCGGUCGAUGUAAAAAUGCAAGAACUGAAACAGAAGACUUACAAUCUUACCAAAGAUAUUAAACAAGUUAUGAUGUUCCCCAUCGUUCCUGAUUUAACACGUAAGAAGACAUCAGAUUUAGAAGGUCCAGUCUUAGAAAAGGCGAUGCCAGUUUAUCAAUUGCUACAACGUCAGAUAGUUAUGAGAGAAUUAAAAGAAAGAGCCGAUCAGCUAGUGGGUGAAGUUCGCGAAGAAAUUGUAAAGAGAACGGCGGGAGGAAUGGCCGAAGCGAAUUUUGCAGUAUUUCCAAAUCGCGAAAUGGCAGCAGCAAUGCAGGAAAAGAAAUUGCUUGCUGCGGAAGUCACGAUUCCUCAUAACGGCCCGGAACAAGUUUUCACUGUCAAUGUCGGAACACAGGAACUUAGGAAAAUUCAUACUUUAUUGUGUUAUUAACUGUCAGUUUCUAGCCCUUAAUUUUCAUAUUAAGUAUCUAGUGCGACAAAAUAUGCUACCACAAAAACUGAGUGGUAUACAAGUGCAAAGUAUUGCUUUAUAGCUUUUGUUUUUAGACAUUAGACGAUACAGAUUUUUGUUAUAUUUGCAUACGUUUAAUCGACUUUGUACAGGAAAAAAAAAAACGUAAUUAAUUACGAAUUUGCGCCCGAUGAAAGGAACAGAUUAAAUCUAGUGAUAAUGUAACUUUAGAGCGUGAAGAUUUUAUUUAUUUCCGUCUGGCUACAGCAUGAUGACCGGCGCACCAUGGCUAGUAGACUGCAGCAUUUUAUUAUUAUUAACAAUUUGAACGAUAAUGUUCAACGCCUUCGUGGCUCUUCUGUAUAUUUUUUAUGAAUUUGUCAAAUAUAUGACUUAAAAAUCCUUUACAUAAUCCCGUGUGUCGAAAAUAUCACAACAGAAAUUAACUGCUUUUUCUCGAGAGCAGUCAUAUCGUCCACUUUUAACAAUCGACUGUUACCAUUUUG